Messenger RNA from Talaromyces rugulosus, 606 nucleotides. RefSeq lists its product as uncharacterized. The transcript is spliced from 6 exons. The coding region runs from base 1 to 606 and encodes 201 amino acids. NCBI's taxonomy places the organism in Eukaryota, Fungi, Ascomycota, Eurotiomycetes, Eurotiales, Trichocomaceae. The record is from RefSeq and is a predicted model, not a curated record.
AUGUCAUCACCACUAACUCCAAAGCGUAUCAAAACCUCAGCUUCCGCUAAUAAUCCUGCUCGUUCGUUGGCUCAGCAACAGGCACAUAACAACGAACAACCUGCUACUUCGCCUGUUGCUGUUCCCACACCUGCCUCUGCCCCGCCUGUGUCAAUGUCUCCUCAGACUACACAACCUCAGCAAUCCGUGAACCCCCGCAAAAGGCGUUCAUCUCCGUCGCGUUCGUCUUUUUCUGUCAUGCCUGUAGCUCCCACCGCAGAUACGGGGGUUGCCCCUCAGGACCCGAUAGAGGCCUCGCCCAAGAAAAAAGGCCGAACCAACACCCCAUGGACUGCAGAAGAGGAACAGAGGUUGAAAGUGAUGCGCGAUGCCGGCAAGAGCUGGAGUGAGAUCGCCAAGACCUUUCCCGUUCGAACUGAAGGAAGCGUAAAGAAACAUUGGUACAAGGACAUGCACUAUGCAGAAUUUGGCGAAGACGAAUCGAUAGCUUUGCGCGAGGCCAUCAAAGAAUACGAAUCCAACAAAUGGAAAGUUAUCGGACAAAAGGUUGGGAAACCUGCAAAGGCAUGUGAACAAUACGCCAAAGAGCAUUUUAAAAACCUCUGA